Molecule: messenger RNA, 605 nt
Organism: Micropterus salmoides (largemouth bass)
Lineage: Eukaryota; Metazoa; Chordata; Actinopteri; Centrarchiformes; Centrarchidae
Gene: uqcrh
Product: cytochrome b-c1 complex subunit 6, mitochondrial
Exons: 4
Coding region: 116-391 (91 amino acids)
Biological process (GO): mitochondrial electron transport, ubiquinol to cytochrome c
Source: RefSeq, a predicted model, not a curated record
AUGUGUUCUCUCUAGCUUAUCAGCUAUCCGCUGGCUGUGCUCGUGUGUGACCCGCUGUGUCCUCCAACGUUAGACAUCUGACAGCCGGUCAUCUAAGGGCAAGAGUGUCAAAACCAUGGUUCUCGAGGAGAAGAUGAUUAUGAACGGAGAGCCCGAGGAUGAGGAGGAGGAAGAAGAGGAGGAGGAAGACAUGGUGGAUCCCCUUGACGCGAUGCGACAGAAGUGUGAAGAGGCGGAGCACUGCAUUCACACUCGGGAGCGUCUGGAGCAGUGUGAGACCAGAGUUGGCUCUCGGUCUUCGACAGAGGAGGAUUGUACUGAGGAGUUGUUUGACUUCCUGCAUGCUCGGGACCACUGUGUGGCACACAAACUGUUCCACUCUGUCAAAUGAUGUCCUCCCUGAUUGUUGCACCACCGGCUGAUGACAUUCUUCACACAUUGUAUUAUGAGGAGAGCAUGCUUUUAAAUACAUCCAUAUGUGGAUCUGCUGUAUGUUGUAACUUUAAAUGUAUAAUGAACUGUAUCUGCUUAUGUGAAGAAACUCAACUAUUUAACAAGGUAGUCUGAGUCAACAUUUCAUUAAAGUGGACGGCUUGAAAACCUUA